Messenger RNA from Fonsecaea monophora, 4191 nucleotides. RefSeq lists its product as hypothetical. The transcript is spliced from 2 exons. The record is from RefSeq and is a predicted model, not a curated record. NCBI's taxonomy places the organism in Eukaryota, Fungi, Ascomycota, Eurotiomycetes, Chaetothyriales, Herpotrichiellaceae. Gene Ontology annotation, cellular component: TRAPPII protein complex. The coding region runs from base 1 to 4191 and encodes 1396 amino acids. Gene Ontology annotation, biological process: intra-Golgi vesicle-mediated transport; early endosome to Golgi transport.
AUGGACGCACCAGAGUCCCAUCCGCCUCCCAACUCCAAAGUGAUUAUUCAAUGUAUUGAUCCACAUAACCUCUUUGACCGUCUCGAACCUCGACUAUCAGCCAGAAGUCCUCUGCGCAACUUACACUGGAAAGCUCCCAACCGACCACUCCGAUCGAUCUCAAAUCUUAACAUAUCAUUGACGCGGGAAGACCCCUCCGCUGGGGCACAAUCCAACGUUCGGCGGCAUCAGAUACCAGGUCUGCGUGAGACCCCCUACGUCAAAUUAUAUCUCCUACGGUGCGAUGACAAGGAAGCCUACAAGGAGAAGGUCAGGAAAGAGGUCCGCCAGUGGGUCAAGACGCACACGCCCUCAAACGAUGGUAAACUGUCGAGCAAGAGCCAGGAGGAUCAUGAUGCUUUCGAAUGGCUGAUUGUCCACGUGGUUCUUCCAAACACUCCCGCUGCUAGCCAGCCGAAAUCAUCAAAGCACCUCUCACUGGAAGCCUCGGAGAGCACCGACAGCGUCAAUAGCAAGUCAAAGUGGUCUGGCAAAAGCCCUUCCACGGUUUUUGACAAACUGAGAGCCGAUUUCAGCAGUUCCAAGUCGUCAAUUUCUCGCGUUGCACAAGUUCGCCUCCUCGACCCUGGAGACAAAUCAACGCCCUUGACCUCUGCAGAGGUGGAAGAGCAGUGGCAAGACUUGGUGGACUGCCUGAAAACAUGUAUCCUGCGCUCAUUUGAUGCUCGGGUUGCUCAAUACGAAUUAGACAUCCGCGAAAGAGACAGUCAAAGAAGUUUGCCUGGCUGGAACUUCUGCACAUUCCUUAUCCUCAAAGAGGGUCUGGCCAAAGGCUUUGAAAACUUGGGAUUGCUUGACGAUGCCCUUGCCGUUUAUGACGAGCUUUCCUUGGGUCUCGACACGCUGGUCAAGGAGCAAGCUCAGAGAAACGAUCACGAUGAGAGCGGGGCAUUAUUGACCUUUUCCAAAGAAUCCAAGGAUCUACUGAGAGCAGCUCUGGACUCGGAAACGCAGCGUGUCCCGCCUAUAGACGUCAGCUUACCGCUUGACCCGAGUAGCAUUCUUGCGGCAGAUCAAGAUGACUCUCCCUUUGACGUUGAGAGGAAGAAUUACCGCAAUCUUAUCCUAUCUAAUGAUGUAUCGGCGUUGGACCUUCGCAUCUAUCUCUUCACCCGGGAAAUGGAGAUCCUCACCAGGCAGUCGCGGUUGGGAGCGCGGAAAUCCUCCCAGGCAGGCACUACGGGAGUCGAUUUCAACGUGGUCGCAGAUUUAGUGGAACGAGCCAUGCAGUUUAUCAAUCUUGUCGGUCGCACUCUCCGAUUUGAGCUUUACAAUGCCUGGGGUGGGUAUGAAGGAUUGAGCGAGAAUGAACUGCGUACCCAGAGAACAGUCACAAGCAAUAUUGUCUCCAACUGGCAAUGGCGAGCCACUAUACAAAUUCUUGCCCAAGUUUUGCCAGCUCUGGGUGGCGAUAUCGAUUACACCAGCCAAGAGUUGUCACUGGACACUACUGAACUCUCUUAUGAUCCCGACACAGCUGCUAUAGACCAGCUUCAUGGGCUUGCUGAGAGCUACCAACACAUAUCCCUUACUUCUGGUUUGCGGUCGUCUUCUCGCGAACGGUCUCAGGAACGAAGCAAAAGGCAUUCUUCGAUGCCGAAUGGGACUAUUCUUCGACACGGGCCGCCGAAUAGAACAGGGUUUGAGCGUCUCGCUCUGUGGAUAUCAAAGCUCAUACUCAUGGCGAGACAUUUUGUCGAGACCUUGGAGGCUGUGAAACCGUGGGUUCUUAGUAUGAAGCAUUCUGCCCAGGAAUCAAAUGGGAAUGGAAUGCAGCCCAUUGCCACCAACGGCGAUGUCAGCCAGGGCUCGGUAGGAAAAGACCAAAACCAAACCCCCCACCACACCGAGCUUCUCGCAGGCUUAGAGUCGACGACAUUGAAAGCAGCUGCGACAUCAAAGCCAAGCUUCCUCAGGCUUUACGCCAUGUUUUCCGUCCUUGCUUUUCGGAUUGUAUCGUCUACGAAGAAUCGAUCUACCUCCCGGCAAAUAUUGACAAACCUCGUUGAGAUGGAAUAUUCUCAAGGUAACUGGUCCACUGCUGCACGAUACCUUGAAAAUAUCCUUGGUCCACUUCCACGUGGGUCACAUCAUCCUUCUGAAGAGUAUCUCCUCCGAAUCUAUGCCGAGUGCCUCAAGUGUCUUGAGCGGCCUAAGGAUUACGUGCGAUGUCUCGUUUCUUGUUUGCACCACUCCAGAAAGGCUGGUCGUGCGACUUCCUCGAGAUCUUUCUCCGAGGCGAACCAAUAUUAUAUGAAUCAGCUUUUCCAGGUAUUGCCACAUAUUCCAGCAACAACACUACGUGCAGCAUUACUGUUUCGCAUCUCCGCAGUUUCGCACCACAUAACUCCACUUGAGAACAAGGAUGGCUUCACUGUCUCAAUGAAGAUGAGUAGUCUUCCUGGCGUCUCGACACCACCGAUCGAUAAGGUCAAAUUGCGGCUUGUUGCCAAAGACGGUGUUGAACCGCGAUUCAUAUUGCUCUUCCUGUCAGAAACAGUGGUCAUCGACUCGACAGACAAAACCAUAACCCUGGAAACUCCCGUGACAACGCAUGGCUGGUACGUGCCGGAUGAAGUUGAGGUCUGCAUUGGAAAUUUGAGACUUUUGCACCACUUCAAGUCAAGGCUAGACGACGAAGCGGCCGGAUUUGAUGAUUCACUUAGCCCUCGCGCAGAAGUGGUGCCGCUUCUGCUCUACCCCAGCUAUCGAUCGUUUGGAAUCAAAAUGCCUGGGCGAAACGAUAUCAAGCAGGUCAAGCUUCGCUUGAGGACGGCAACGGCUGGACUAAGGCUCAAUAUUCAUGACUCCAAAUUAGUAGGCGACCAACAUGAGUCAAAUCAAGUGCAGACUGCUCGAGAAGGUGACGCUUUAGUGAUGGUCCUAGACAACUUGGGCUCAUUGACGGUCACGGAGGUCGAAAUCCCGUACACCAUGGAGACCGCGUCCGAGCCAGCCAUAACAUUGCGCCUUGAGGCCACUUAUGAGACGGAGCAAGGGAUAUUCACCUUCUACGACACAGCUUUUGUCAAGGUGAUCUUACCUGUAACAGUCAAUGUUCAGGAUGUGUUUCGUAAGGAUUACAUGUACUCGAGAUUCACCAUCAUCCCUUCGACAAUGGUACCACUUCGUCUCUUUGGCUGCAAUCUCGACGGCAAUGACUCCUAUGAGAUGGUUUCAGGCGGUGGCUUCGCCGAGCCAUUCGUGGUAUUCCCGAAGCAACCUGCUAGUUGGACCGUCCGUCUUGUGCCCAAGGACGCAAAUACUGAUAAUGUCAGCAGGAGGCUGACUCUGGUUGUUGACUUCCAAUCCCUAGAUGGGGUGAUGUUGGCAAUUCUGGAGACACAUUUCACUAGGGAGCUUGCCAAUUCCAAGCAUGCUUUCGCCGCCCGGCUUCUAACAUCGCACCUACUGGAACGGGUCCGCACCACAUGGACCGAGCAGGAUGUGGAAGUUGCAGGACUAACACAAGAAUUUGAAGUUUGGAAGAUGGAGGAUAUGGCGUGGCCAUCAGUCCUGUGUGCCUUCGACCGACAAAGAAGAGUUGAGAUUGAAGAUUGGCUUCAAAAUUGGCAUUCUCGAACGCCACCGAUCAAAUUUUCAUCUUCAAAAGUCCCUCAACGACAGCUCAGACUAUAUGUCGACAUUCCUUCGCGACCGGUUCUAGUGUCCGCGUUUCUAGAUGCCGCAUGGUCAGUGCCACCGCACGCGACUGCAACCAUCGGCCAGCCAUUGCAGGCCGAAAUCGUCAUCAAACUCGAAGACCAGAUAGAGGGAGAGCUGGAAGGAUUGUUCGAGAUCGCGGCCCUUUCGGAUUCGUGGUUUAUUGGAGGCAGACGCAAAGGCACUGUGCGACUGGGUCCCGAGGCGGUACGUAUGGGCUUAAUCCUGUUCCCACAGCAUCUCGGACACCUGCUCGUUCCCUCGGUCAGCAUAAAAUGUCGCAGACGGGUCAGAAACAGUGGCAAGGACGAAUGGAUAGAUCUCGUGAGCGAUGUGCAGAAUCCUGCUCAUGGUCGGAGUGUUCUCGUUACCCCAGAUUUGCGGAGCACCACUGUGGAGGUGUUUGGAAUGAUACCAGACGAGGGCGUUGGCAGGCUAGUGGCAAGCGGGAGUCGUGGAGUGGGCUGA